Hydractinia symbiolongicarpus is the source of this 6124-nucleotide messenger RNA. RefSeq lists its product as uncharacterized. NCBI's taxonomy places the organism in Eukaryota, Metazoa, Cnidaria, Hydrozoa, Anthoathecata, Hydractiniidae. The transcript has a single exon. The coding region runs from base 1341 to 2375 and encodes 344 amino acids. The record is from RefSeq and is a predicted model, not a curated record.
UAUGUCCAGGCUGAAGACAAAACAUAUUUAACUUCAUAUUAAAGGGAAAGUUUAGCUGGAAGCGUGUAAACGGCUUAAAAACGUUAUUCACCUAAAUUCAUUUCUCUACCAGAUAAUCUAAACAACACACCUGCUUUGCUUUCGCUUUCUCAGUAGUAGCUAGCGUUCUCUGGAUAUUUCUGACAACAACAUAAACUGUUUUAUUCUCGCUCGACACAACAACAGUCGCUCUACAACAACAGUUUUGUUUUUUACAUUUUAGAUUCGAAUUAUCAUUCGAAUUCGAUAGUUUUGUUAAAAAAGAAAGCAACCUCGGUCCCAGAACACAAAAAUGAUAGAAGAAACAAUUAAUAAACUUUAAUCUAACCUCAUGAUGAGUAAACAUUGUUUUGAAUAACUUUUUCAGGAUUACUUUGAAAAAGAGAACUUUCUUUGCUUCAGUUUUCAUUUUUCAGUUGAUAAACUUUGUUUCUGUGAGAUACGGCGCACAUGGUAAACCGGUUCUCGACGAACGCCUUAGGAGAUAUCAGGGAUUAAAAAAUUUUGCUGACAUAAGCAAAGACCCGUCAAAACCUUAAAAUUUUUUUUUAGAAAUUUGUAUACCUGUUGCCUUCAUCGUAUAGAUCUUGAAACGCUGAUCAAGAAAAUGUAUAGGAUCAUGCAUCUUUGACAAAUGGUUAUGGAGAUAUUAGGGUUUAAAGGUUUUUUGAUGACGUCAUCAACUCGUCCAUUAUUCCGAAACGAAUUCGGUGACACAGGUUGGAAAACUUACCCAAAUUGGUCCCAGGUAGUCCUUAGUUACCCAAGCAGGAGAUGACGUCAGUUAUUUCCACCCGUUUCCAAGUUAUUUAGCCUUAAAUUUAAAAGUGCAAUGCAAUGGCUUCACUAAUCUUAAUAUACUUUCCUUUGACGGGUGGUUCCCUGGGAAAUAAAGCCCUUUUUCAUUUUUUUUUCAAUAUUGAGUAUUAUAUACUGUUGGAAAGGUUAUUCUCUCAGCUAUAAGGUGGUAUAAAUGGUUUUCCAAGGUCCUGCAAUAAUUUUGCAAAUUUUACAGAAGUUUCUAUACAGGUAGAACCUAAAAUUUCGAAAAUUUCCUAAGCAACGGUCCUUAGAAACUGAUUUAGGCCAAUAUCUUUUUGUUAAAAAGUCGUAAGGGCGUGAAAAUGCCGCCAUUUUGACGCCAAAGGGCUGUUCUAUCUUGCACGGCAAAGUUUUACUAUAAGAUAUACACCGAAACCAUCCUGAAGUGCUUUCAAAGUUAGAGCUCCUGGUGAAAGGUCAUAAAUUCUUCCUCCAUUUUUUAAACACAAAUAGCUUGAUUCUUUUAACCAAUUAAAGUCAUGGCUAACAAGAAAAGUUAUCAGAAGAGAAGAUCAAGGAAGAAAAAAGGUUUUAAUGGUGCAAAUGUUACAGCCAGCAAUACAACAUUAAACGGAACAUCUUCAGAACCAAUCCAAGAACUCACCGAACCUGAACCGUCAACACAAACUGGAGCAUCAGCUGCCAAAUUAGAUUGUAGUACUACCUCAGAAACAAUUGAGAAAGAGUUUGUUGCUAACUGUAACAUUAUAAUAGAGAGUGACUUGUUAAUGUCUUUGAUUUUUAUGAUAGGAAGAUGCCCAGACUGUGCAGCUUCUGUAAGCGUGGAACAUCUAUUGCAAGCCAAAAUGGGAAUGGCUCAUUUCCUUUUAAUCUCAUGUGCAGAAUGCCCAUGGAAUUUGAAGUUUUGUUCUUCUAAAGAGUGUGAUAAACCAGAUCCAGUUAAUGGCAGAAAAGGUUAUGACAUUAAUAGAAGGACAGUAGUUGCAUUUCGUGAGAAUGGUAUUGGUUUCAGCGGCAUCGAAAAAUUUUGCAGAUGCAUGAAUAUGCCACAACCAAUGACAAAAUCAACAUUUGAAAACAUUAAUUCAUUGGUCCACAAUGCUUAUGUACAGACUUCACAUGAGUCCAUGGCUACAGCAGCAAAAGAAGUGCAUGAGAAAACAAAAAGAAAUGACCCAAGUAGUGUUGAUAAAGAGGAUAUCGCUAAUAUAGCUGUCAGCGGUGAUGGCGCCUGGCAAAAGCGCGGAUUUUCAUCCCUUAAUGGGGUAAUGACAUUGACCGCAGAUGGAAAGUGUAUUGACACUGAGGUUAUGUCGAAAAAGUGUAAAGAGUGUGAUGUUUGGGAAAAGACAAAUGACACCCAUUCUGAGAAGCAUAAAGAGUGGAAAGAAAAUCAUGCUGCGUUUUGCUCUAUCAACCAUAGAGGCAGUUCUGGUGCCAUGGAGAUUACCGGCUUGAAACGUAUUUACCAUCGCUCUGUGAAAACUCACAAACUCCGAUACACUUUUUACAUUGGAGACGGAGACACAAAAUCUUUUUGUGGAACUUUGUAGUACAAAUCCCUACCCAGGACACAGCUUGAACAAAGGUGAAUGUAUCGGGCAUGUACAGAAACGUGUCGGAACAUUCAUGGUCAAACACAAAACGUAAAUGAGUCUCUCAACAAUGUCAUCUGGUCAAGAUGCCCUAAAAGAGUUUAUGUUGGAAAUGCUGUUUUCAAAACAGCAGUAGCAUCUGCAGUAAUAGCAUAUAACAAUGGAGAAACAGGACUGUUACCAGUAUAUUCCAAACUUGGUUUAGAACCUGGUUAUUAUACCGAAACUGGUUUUCGUAAAGCUAACACAAAACGUGUGAAAGAGUCAAACCGCAAGUCUACUGACAGAGUUAAAAAUGACAGAAAAAGGCAGAGAGCUGCCAGAAAAGGUUAUGAAGAUAAGAAUUUGCUUGAGGAAGGGAAACAUAUGGAUAUGGUGCUUUUGUUGGACUUUAAUUAUUAGUUUAUGAACAGAUUAGUUUUUUUUAUACAAACUGUUUUUUUUCUUUUACCGAUAUUUCAAAACAAGAUUUUUGCAGAUUUUUGAACUCCUAACAAAGAUAACUUUUCAUUGGAACAAGCUUUUGAGCUGAAAUUUUGAACAUCAGUUCUUCAUUCUAUUUAGGAGGGACUGUGUGAAUUAGUUUUUCAAUUUUACUAUUUUUUCUUCUCCUAGAAUCUAGUAUGUUGUCAUUGAUAUUCUCUUUUCCGGAAAAGUCAAGUUUGGUGGCCAACCCGAUGCGAUUUAGAUAAAAAAUUAAAAAAGUAAUUCACUCAGUCCCUUCAGCUACUCAAUAUUAACACAUGUGCAAAGUUUUAUCUUGAUUGGAAAAGUCUACCUAGAGAUAUCCUUGUUAGGAGAUACCAUAUGUUUUUAGCCUAUAAUUUGUUAAUUAUGCGCAUAAUUAGUGACGUCAUCAAAAAAAUUUAAAAAAAGAAAUUUUUUUCUUCCUAUUUUAUUAUGAUACAACUUUGUGCCAAAGCAUUUUGAAAAAAAACCAUUUUUUGGAAAAAAAUCCUUGUUUCCCAGGGAACCACCUUAAUAUUGCUCUAACGUCAAAGUUUGCUAAUUUACAGAACAAAUUUAUAGGCGAUGUUUGAUGGACUUUGUCAAAGAAAUUUUAUCCACUUUGCAAAAGUCACAGACAGAACUGGCGUAUAUAGACUAGUCGAUAAGGCCCGUGGAAAAAUCCACUUAGGCAGAAGGACAAUGGAAAAAUAGGUUGUUUUAGAUUUUUUGCUGACGUCAGCAGUGCAAUUACAAAAAUGUUUGGCGAAAUUUAGUUUAUUCGUUGCCUGUACUGUGCAGAGGUUUAAACGCUGACCAAGAAAAUGUAUAUGAUCAUGUCUUUUUGAUAAGCGGUUAAUGAGAUAUAAGGGUUUUAAAAUUUUGCUGACGUCAGCAAUGGCCAGUCAAACCCCCAAAAAAUUUUUUUAGAAAUUUGUAUACCUGCUGCCUUCAUUGUAUAGGUCUUGAAACGCUGAUCAAGAAAAUGUAUAGGAUUCCGUAUUUUUGACAAACGGCUGCAGAGAUAUUAGGGUUUGAAGGUUUUUUGGUGACGUCAUCAACCCGUCCAUUCCGAAACGGAUUCGGGGACCCAGGUUUGGGAAACUUACCCAAAUUGGCCCCAGGUGGUCCCUAGUUACCUGCGCAGGAGAUGACGUCAGUUAUUUCCACCCGUUUCCAAGUUAUUUAGCCUUAAAUUUAAAAGUGCAAUGCAAUGGCUUCACUAAUCUUAAUAUACUUUCCUUUGACGUCAAUAUUGCUUUAACGCCAAAGUUUGGUAAUAUACAGAACAAAUUUUUAGACGAUGUUUUAUAGACUUUAUCAAAGAAAUUUUAUCCACUUUGCAAAAGUCACAGACAGACAGAACUGGCGUAUUAUUAUAGAGACUAGCCGAAUUUCCGUGGAAGAAUCCACUGAAUCUCUUAUUGAGUCCUUUUGAGGGGUGCCAAAUAAAAACAUAGAAUUCAGUAAUUUGAAUUUUCAAAACUCACAUUUCAACCUCGACCCCGGGCUCUUUGUCUCUUUUAUAACGGGAUGGCAAAAAGAGAAAAAAGGCCUGGGAUCAAGGAUGCUCACAAUCUGCACACCGCUGAAACAAAACGUCUAAAAAUAUAAGCAUGUGCAACAAAAAAUAAUAAAAAAUAUUAUGAAAUAAAAAUGGAAAAUGUCCAAAAAAGUCGAAGGCGUCUAACAACCGUUACGUAAAAAGUGAAGUACGCAAAAAUAUAUACUUGCUUUGCCAUUCCAGAAAUACACCAGGGGAAAAAAGGAUACCAAACAUUAAAAAAAAUCCAACAUUUUUUAAAGUCAUACAAAAUCAGCUGUUUAGUCUAUUGCAAACGUCAAAUCUUCCAAAAUUAUACUCAAAAUAUAAGAAAUUAAUAGUUGAAAACACAUAAAAGAGAAAUAUAAAAACUUGAAUCAUUUAGUAUGUGAUUAUCUACCGAAAUAUUUCAAUCCAAAAUAUUAAAAGAACAGACCCAAACUUAUAGUUAAGAAAAUCACGCAUAAAAUCAAAGAAGAUAACAAUGCAGCGUUUUCGAAUUUAAGAAUCGAAUAUAUUUCAAACGGCAACGUAACAGAUGUAAACAUGGAUUUAAGUUUAGGUUUUAGAUUUAGGUUUUUUAUAACGACAUCAACACUGAAUCACACAAUUUGUAGUGUGAAAAACAGUAACAACGGAAAAAUUACUUUAUACAUGUUUAUGUAAAUUCUUUUCUAGGAUAUACACGCUGUUUUUAUAAGAAUAGUGGGUUUAGUUUCAGCCUUGAUGUUCUAAACUUCUUUGACAAAUACUAUCCUCAUUUUUCUCAAUAUGUUCUUAACAUGACUAUGGCCUGAAAACAUAUAAUGCCUGGAUGAAAAAAAGCAUGCUAUAAGUUACUAUGGCUAGCUAAUGGCAAUUCUACUACAUGUAACGGCCCAUUGCUUGGAUAAAAAAAAGUUCAGUUCGUUUGAUAUACAAUAAAAAAAGUAAACUUCUAAUAAAUUUUGUGCGUCAUACAAAUGUUCAUAUUUAAAACAAACUAUUAAGCUUAGGCAUAUUUUUAGGAUAUUCUAAACUUCUGACCCAUUUUUCAGAGUAUGUACUUACAAAAUAAGUGCUUAAAGAAAAUAUUUUCCGCCUCAAGACACAACAACAAACUUAAUAUUUAAGGAAAAUUUAGCUCUGAAAGAAACGGACACCCGAAUUCAUUUCUCUACUAAAUAAUCUAAACAGCGAACCUACUUUUCUUUUACUUCUCAGUAGGUAGCUUGCUAGCGUUCUCCUAAUAAAACUCCAAUCAGUUUUUUACUAUGAAUACUGAACUUCGUUUCAUCCCAAAGAAAAUGAAUUGAAGAUGCAUACAAUUGCCUGAAACAUUUCCAAUCAGUUCUCUUUGUGAUGUUAAAUCAUCGUACGUUAGAAACGUUUGACAACAACACAACAGUUUUUUUUUUUACAUUUCAGAUUAGAAUUACAUUCAUAUUUAAAUCCAAUAGAAUUUCUAUAAAAGGAAGCAACCUAGAACACAAAAUUAUAGAAAAACAAAUAUAAGCUUUAAUCUAACCUCAUGAUGAGAAAACAAAGUUUGAAGUAACUUUUUCCAGGAUUACUUUGAAAAACAGACAACCUUCUUCGCUCCGCUUUUCCUUUUUCAGUUGAUAAACAACUUGUUUCCGUUAGAUACGGCGUGAACAUUAAUCGGGGGGUAAAAUUAAAUUAUUAUAUUUAUAACGACUCCGUGGGGCUUUUAAAAUAAAAACAAAACAAAUAAAAA